Messenger RNA from Mercenaria mercenaria, 1662 nucleotides. RefSeq lists its product as uncharacterized. The coding region runs from base 107 to 484 and encodes 125 amino acids. The transcript has 4 exons. NCBI's taxonomy places the organism in Eukaryota, Metazoa, Mollusca, Bivalvia, Venerida, Veneridae. The record is from RefSeq and is a predicted model, not a curated record.
AGUAGACAGUUGAAGUUGAAGUUAAGUUCCCAAUUUGGUACGUUACGAUACAGAAGAUAGCCAUUUCACAACAACAACAAAUACAGGUGAAACUGGAAACAACAAAAUGGGAAUAGGCUCUUUUAUCAAGAAAAAUGAAAAGAAGGGUAAAGGUGCAAAGGCUUUACGAAAGAGAGCUAAAAGAAAACAGAGAAAAGCAGAACAAGAGAAAAAUAUUGUGAUAGAAGACACUGAAUUGCUAAGUAAAGAACAGUUAAAAAAAUUAGCGAAACAGCCUACAAAUAAUAUCAGAGUGUCAGGAAAACGUAGAAGGAAAAUGUUGAAAAGAUUGAGACAUUCACAGAAAGAGAAAAGCCAGAUGGACGUUGAAGUAGCGAGUGGCAGCGGUGCAAGUGGGUCAAAGGUCAAGGACGCUGACAUGGAAUCAGAUGAGGAAAUGAGCGAUGAUGAUGAACAGACAGCUGAGGCUUCAGAAAUGACAUGAAACAUUUUGUGAUGACUUUUGACUAUGUUGAAUAACUUUAAUACCAGAUUGUUAUGAACUAUUCCAGAAACAUUUUUGUAAAUAACUAUUAAUGAAAUAAUGCCAGUUUUUAGUCUGUCUACCUGUAUAAUGUAUUGCCAGCAGUGUAUGAAAUAUUAAAAACCAACACUGCAGAAUAGUGUUGCUGUGCACACAGGUGUUGAUACAGAGCAUAGCUAAAAUAACAGUUCAGUGGCACAGGCGCACUAAGAACUGGUGCUUUGGAAUAACUGCCAUACUCGUUCAGGAAUGAUUCUGCUGUAUAAGAUACAUGUGUGUACAUAAUAGAGUGCAUUCACUUUACAUAAUACAUGUAGGACUGUAAAAUUAUCUGCAGUAACAAGCGCCAACAUUAAAUUGCCCCAAUUGGAUGUACACACGUAUUAAGUUUACAGUAUACCGACUAAAGGUUAGGGGUAGGUUUAACAUAGGUUUAAUAGUGUACAUUCAAUGCGUGCAUACACUCAAUGUGGGAGAUUUAAUACCGACCCAGUAACAAGAAUCAGUUUUUCUUCAAGUUCAGUGUUUUUCCCAGUUCUGCAAAGUUCUUAUAAAAAGAUAAUAAAAAAGUUAUAUAAUUAUAUAGAUCUAUAUCAAUACUGAAAAAACCCACUCAGUUUUAAGUAGUAUAGAUUUCCCCAUAUAUUGUAAAUGCCAAAAUUUAGUCAGGAGUUUGCAAGUGUCCUGACUUUGGCAACUUUACACAACAUCCAAGUAAAGUUUUCUUGCCACAGUGCUGGAAACUGAAGUGGGAAAAAAUAAUCAAUCCAGAUUUCAUACAUAAACAAAACUUCCUCUUAGUUUUAAACCAUCAUAUGACAGAUGUAAAGGUUCGUGUUAUGCAUUUUAUGAAUUUAAAUUUUUUUGAUUUUAUACUUCAGACUAUUUGCUUUUCAAAAUUUAUAUAUCAUCUUGUUACAAGUAGAAGGAACUUUUUGAGAGAGGAUAGUGUGUUUGAAGACAUAAAUUUUGCCUUUAAUAACUGUUCAUUUGAUUUGUAAAGGGAAGGUAAUCAAACACCUUCCUGGAACCUUAAUUUUAAAAAAUCUGAACAGAUACUGUGAAAUCAUUAUUAUUGUUUUGAGACUAAAGCACAACAGUUUUAUCAGUCAAGAAAAUUAAAGUCUGACAAAAAAGAA